AAAGUCAAUACAUGCUUUUUCAGGUUUUCUAAAAUCGCACAUCCGUGUGAGCAUGCGCAUACCGAUCCUUUCUCCCUCCCAGGAAAAUGUCUAAAAGAGGACGUGGUGGAGCUGCGGGGGCCAAGUUUCGCAUAUCGCUUGGUCUCCCUGUUGGUGCAGUCAUCAACUGCGCUGACAACACAGGUGCAAAGAAUUUGUACGUGAUUGCUGUGAAUGGAAUCAAGGGGCGGUUGAACAGGCUUCCGGCUGCUGGAGCUGGUGACAUGAUCGUGGCUACUGUGAAAAAGGGAAAGCCUGAACUCCGGAAGAAAGUGAUGCCAGCAGUUGUCAUUCGGCAACGAAAGCCAUUCCGCAGGAAGGAUGGCGUUUUCCUAUACUUCGAGGACAACGCUGGUGUUAUUGUCAACAACAAAGGAGAAAUGAAAGGCUCCGCCAUCACCGGUCCAGUUGCAAAGGAAUGUGCAGACUUAUGGCCAAGGAUCGCAUCAAAUGCCAGCAGCAUUGCAUGAUGUGUAAAUGUUGAAAAUAAAAUAUCUGCCUCCAAAUGA
Molecule: messenger RNA, 548 nt
Organism: Ornithodoros turicata
Lineage: Eukaryota; Metazoa; Arthropoda; Arachnida; Ixodida; Argasidae
Gene: RpL23
Product: large ribosomal subunit protein uL14
Exons: 4
Coding region: 87-509 (140 amino acids)
Biological process (GO): translation
Cellular component (GO): ribosome; cytosolic large ribosomal subunit
Molecular function (GO): structural constituent of ribosome; large ribosomal subunit rRNA binding
Source: RefSeq, a predicted model, not a curated record